This is a messenger RNA of Mya arenaria, 663 nucleotides long. RefSeq lists its product as uncharacterized. Bases 1 to 663 code for a protein of 220 amino acids. NCBI's taxonomy places the organism in Eukaryota, Metazoa, Mollusca, Bivalvia, Myida, Myidae. The record is from RefSeq and is a predicted model, not a curated record. The transcript has 2 exons.
AUGUUGCUAAGGGCAAUACACACAGCAAAACACUACUUGUAUGUGUAUGAGGUUGCAAAGCACUACUUGUAUGUGUAUGAGGUUGCAAAACACUACUUGUACAUGUAUGAGGUUGAAAUACACUACUUGUAUGUGUAUGAGGUUGAAAUACACUACUUGUAUGUGUAUGAGGUUGAAAUACACUACUUGUAUGUGUAUGAGGUUGCAAAACACUACUUGUACAUGUACGAGGUUGCGAAGCACUACUUGUAUGUGUAUGAGGUUGCAAAGCACUACUUGUACAUGUAUGAGGUUGAAAUACACUACUUGUACAUGUAUGAGGUUGAAAUACACUACUUGUAUGUGUAUGAGGUUGAAAUACACUACUUGUAUGUGUAUGAGGUUGAAAUACACUACUUGUAUGUGUAUGAGGUUGCAAAGCACUACUUGUAUGUGUAUGAGGCUGCAAAACACUACCUGUACAUGUAUGAGGUUGAAAUACACUACUUGUAUGUGUAUGAGGUUGCAAAACACUACCUGUACAUGUAUGAGGUUGCCAAGCACUACUUGUAUGUGUAUGAGGUUGCAAAACACUACUUGUACAUGUAUGAGGUUGAAAAGCACUACUUGAAUGUGUAUGAGGUUGCAAAACACUACUUGUACAUGUAUGAGUUUGCUAAUUAA